Bipolaris zeicola 26-R-13 is the source of this 1842-nucleotide messenger RNA. RefSeq lists its product as uncharacterized. Gene Ontology annotation, molecular function: translation repressor activity; mRNA binding; protein binding. The record is from RefSeq and is a predicted model, not a curated record. Lineage: Eukaryota; Fungi; Ascomycota; Dothideomycetes; Pleosporales; Pleosporaceae. The transcript has 3 exons. The coding region runs from base 1 to 1842 and encodes 613 amino acids. Gene Ontology annotation, biological process: nuclear-transcribed mRNA poly(A) tail shortening; regulation of mRNA stability. Gene Ontology annotation, cellular component: P-body.
AUGUCGGCCAGCCACAUCGCCGCCAACAGGAACAGCACCCCCGAGGGCUCCUCCUCCCUCCGCCCGCCUCAGGCCCGCUCUUCGCUCGGUGCAAACCAUCAUCUCCGCGCCUCAGCUGAUUUGGGCGGCUUCCCCUCGCCUUUGGCCAACCGCGGCAUUCGCCCCGCCUCCGAGAUCUACUUUGGCCGCAACAACACUCAGUCUGGCAACCCAGACGAGAUGGAGCGUGCUGCCCAGCAGUGGCUCGCCGACAUUGACCAGUAUGAGACCACGCUCGAGGAGAUGGCGACAGCCACCCUCGAUCAGGACUUCAAGGACGAGUUGAGCGCCAUCGAGCAGUGGUUUCGCGUUCUUAGCGAGGCCGAGAGGACCGCUGCCCUCUACGCUCUCCUGCAGCAGACAACCCAGGUUCAGAUUAGGUUCUUUAUCCAGGUUCUGCAGCAAAUGUCCAAGAACGUGCCCAUGUCUGGAGUACUCUCGCCUGCUAACUUUGGAGAAAAGGAUCCAAUGACGCAGAAACUGAGCGAUGCUAUGAGCAAGCUUAACACGGGCGAAAACCGCCAUUCCAUGGGCCUCGGUCGCCCCCCGCCAUCCCCGGGUGCUGGAAAACGCAACUCGGGCCUGGAAACCUCCACCAUCAACCGCAUGUUCCCAGAUGCGGCCGCAGCUAUUGCUAAGCAGAAAGCUGAAUUCACCGAUGUUGUAGGCGUCGCACCGGCGUCAAACCGCAACAGCACUGUCGGCGACCGUAGCUCAAUGGCAGCUCCCACCAUCUCUGCCCCCGAGGACAACAAGAGGGAAAACAAUGCUCCGCCGGCAUCUCCCUGGAACGAAGGCACGAACCGUCCAAAGUCCUCUGGCCAGCAGCAGCAACAGCAGCAACAGCCCAUGGGCCAGUUUUCGCAGCCUCCUCCAUCCGCCGGUCUUCGAUCUCCUCGUCUUCCCCUCCAGAACGAUGCCAAUAAUGUGCAGACUACUACUCUGAACGCUCUCGAAGCAAACUCCAACAUGCCACUCCUUUCGCCUUCUUACCAGCCAGGUGGCAGCUGGGCAUCGCAGUUGAGCACCCCCAUGGUCGCCAAUUUUAGCCAGUCCAACAACCAGGCUGAUAUGGUUGCCAAUGCCACGGCUAUGAAGCUUGCUGCACUCUCUACUGUUAACAACCGUAUUCAGUUGGAUGAUGUGCGCAAGUUCCGUCGCGCUCGCUCAUCAGACAACGGUCCCAUGUCGCCUGGUAUGCCUCAAAUGGGCAAUGGAAACAUUCUCAUGACAAACGAGAUGGGCCAGGUCUUGACUCCCCAGCAAGCGGCUGCUCUGCAGGCCCAACAGUUGGCUGCCAUGAACGGCCGCCGAUCUCGGCCCAGCUCCCCCGGUUUUGCAAUGCAGGGCCAGGGUAUGGGUAUGGGAGCCAUGGGUAGCUUCACUUCUCCCCAGGCCAACGGUUUCCUAGCUGCUGAAUAUGGAGGUGGAAUGAUGAACAACGGCAUGGGUGCCCUUAACCUUGCUCAGUUUGGAUUGGGUAGCGGAGGCAACAAUGAUGGUCACGGCUUCCUUGGUGACAACAUUGACCGUGGUCGAUCUCCCCGAGGUCGCCGCGGCAGCUCCAAGCCUCCGGAAGAUCCUACCGACCCUGGUCUGCUCUCGGAUAUUCCCAACUGGCUCCGCAGUCUCCGAUUGCACAAGUACACUGAUAACCUCAAGGACCUCAAGUGGCAGGAGCUCAUCGAGCUUGACGACGAAGGUUUGGAGAAGCGCGGAGUUAACGCUCUUGGCGCGCGUAGGAAGAUGUUGAAGGUUUUCGAGCAGGUCAAAGAAGCCCAGGAACAGGGCAAAUUGCGAUAG